ACUUAGAGAAUGAUUACGAUGAUACAAUGUCAGAAAGUAUAUCUCAAACAAGCUAUGCAGAUACAUUAUAUGAAGAAAUAUCACAAAGCGAUAUAUCAAUUGCAUCUCAAGCAAGUUAUUCAUCAACAUCUAAUAGUCUCGAACCAUCUGAAAUAGUUCUGACACCUGCUAGGAUAUAUAAUAAAUAUGAAUUUCAGAUACAAUUUUUAUUUUUCAAUGAUUCAACCAAUUUGUUAAUAGAAUUUUUAUUAGAACUAUCAAGUUCUUCAAUAUAUUGA
Molecule: messenger RNA, 278 nt
Organism: Cetraspora pellucida
Lineage: Eukaryota; Fungi; Glomeromycota; Glomeromycetes; Diversisporales; Gigasporaceae
Source: the annotation of a GenBank genome assembly